Messenger RNA from Penicillium chermesinum, 2628 nucleotides. RefSeq names its product M protein repeat protein. The transcript has 3 exons. The annotation marks the transcript as partial. The record is from RefSeq and is a predicted model, not a curated record. Gene Ontology annotation, cellular component: Golgi apparatus; endoplasmic reticulum. Lineage: Eukaryota; Fungi; Ascomycota; Eurotiomycetes; Eurotiales; Aspergillaceae.
GGUUACGGCGAAAUAGCCCGAGUCGCACCUUUUGAAUCCUGUCGCUUGCCAACAUGGCGCAAAACUCGCAAUCUGGAAAGUCUAAAUGGGGGGUGGGCUCUUUUUUUCCAGCAAGCAGUGGCUGGUGUCGAGUCGCGGCUAGAUAACAUUCUUUUGGAUCAAGAGGAUCAACCGUCGAAACCUGCCAAUACAACAGCGAAGACGGAGGAGAAGGAGAAGGAGACCAAUGGUCCGUCGGUAUCGAAAUCUCCUGCUGGCUCAAUUUCUCGCAGCUCGUCUACUGCACAUCGAAAUGACCGCUUGCAGGAGCGCCUAGCGCGCGCGAUGGCCAACAAAUCGAGCCAUGCAAGUCGGAAUUCCCAAUCUUCCCCAAACCGAUCACUAGCUGCCAGUCCAGCACCCAGCAACGGUGCGCGAUCUAGCAUGGAUGUCGAAGUGAACGCUUCGUCCGUCGCGGAGGGAUCAGAUGCCGCUGACGAAGCGUCUCUACCUAGAGCCAGCUCUGAUUCGAAUGCACCGAUACGAAAAUCAAUCGAUGGAAGCGCCGUGGAAUCGUCACCUAGAGCUUCGGGUGACGUCGCCGAGCGUCCUUCGGAGUUCCAUAGAAACAGCCAGGAACGAACAGAUAUACAGCCGCCCGAAAAUUCUCUCACUCGACCAUCAGUUGACAGUCCGCGAAUUAGUGUGGACUUCCCUCCGGACUCUAUGACAGAUGAGGAGAAAACUGUCGAAGCUCAGCGACAGGAAGAAAUACACGGUUAUAUUGAACGAAUUGAUGCCCUACAGUCUAAACUCCAAUACCUCGCUAAAGAGGCAGCUGAAUCGGCCAAGAGCGCAGCUGCUGAUGCUGCGCCUGGAAGCACCAAAAGACAAUUGCUCGAAAAGGAUGAGAAGAUUGCGUUGCUCCUUGAAGAAGGACAGAAGCUGUCAAAAUCAGAGAUGGAUCAUCGUAUGGUGAUUAAGAAACUGCGUCAGCAGCUUGCCGAAAAUUUCAAGAUUCAAACGGAGUUGAAAAAGAAAGCAGACAAGUCCGAACGAGAUGCAGUCAGCGCAGAAGCCCGAGCCCAACGUGCCGAGGCAGCGGAGAAGAGAGCAAUGGAGUCUCUUUCAUCUCAGACUAAAACGAAUAAGGAUCUCGAUGCGGUUACGAACGAACGGAAUGCGCUGAGCCAAACGGUGCAAGAGAUGAAAGCACAGCUCAGUCGAGCCCUUGCUCGUGCAGAAUCUGCCGAAGCAAAGGCCAACUCUGAGGCUUUAGAUCAAGAGAAGCGCAAGGCAAGCGAGCUUGAAGAGGAGCUUACAAAUCUUAAAAUUGAACGUGAUAUCAGCAACGGAAAGAUGAAAAAGGAAAUCAGCGAGCUGCAGGAAAAAGUCGAUCAGGAGAAGGAGCGGGCACGUAUGCUGGAGAUCGAGUUGAAGGGCGAGCAAUCUGUCCUGGAGAGCAAAAUGGAAAGUCUCCGAUCUCGGGCUGAAGAAGCUUCCUCUGGAGCGACGGGUGAAACGCAAGCCAAGCUCCUCCGACAGAUCGAAACCUUGCAGACGCAGUACUCUGUUGCCAGUGAGAAUUGGCAUACGCUUGAGGGAUCUCUAUUAGCUCGGCUGGCAAGUGUGGAGAAAGAGCGGGAUGAUUUGAGCAAGAAAGAAGCGGAACUACGAAAGAAGAUUCGGGAACUGAUUGAGCAGAAUACGAAGGUUAAGAAGCUCGAAGAGGAAGUGGAGAGUGCGAAUGAUGCUGAGCACGACCUUGAGAAUAGACUUCAGGAGCGCAUCCAGGACCUGCAAAAAUUACAGCAAAAACUGGACAAAGCAAAUGACGAGCUCAGUGAGUCUCAAAGAGAGCUCGGCGAGCAAAAGAAGAGCAUCGAAGCCACUUGGACACAGAGACUGGAAGAAGAACGCUCUAAAUGGCGAGACCAAGUCAGCAGCCUCCAACCAACCCGAGGUGUAUCUCCUGUUCAAUCCCUUCGCCGAUCGAGCAACCUCGAUCCUAUGCCAUCCACAUUGUCGGACUCUCGGCCGUCUAGCCGGAGAUCAUCAGCUUUCCCCUUUGCUUCCCCAGAUAUUGGCACACCACCCCGUCAAAACUCAUACCCAACCUCUCUCGCCCAUGAGGCCCUUUCUCCGCCACCUCUCAACACCACAGGCCCAUCCAUGAUUAUGGAGACUCCCGAGAUCAACUUUGAACCAGAUGAGUUCUUCUCAGGCACACCAGCUACUCCGUCCGCGUAUGGCGGUACCCAAGCUGCUCCCGCACGUGGCAUCAACGAUAUAAUCUCCGAAUCGACCGUAGGUGCGGGCCCAUCCGUCCAGCUAGUGGAGCGAAUGAGCGCUACCGUACGUCGCCUCGAGAGCGAGCGUGCUGGCUCCAAGGAUGAGCUCAUGCGUGUCACAGCCCAACGUGACGAAUCUCGGCAACAAGUAGUCGAUCUUAUGCGUGAGCUGGAAGAGAAGAGGAGUUCCGACGCGCGUGUCCAGGAGCUCGAAAAUCAGCUUAAGGAUAUCGACCAGCGAUACCAAACUACACUUGAAAUGCUCGGUGAAAAGAGUGAGCAGGUGGAAGAGCUCCAGGCUGAUAUUGCUGACCUGAAGAAGAUCUACCGCGAAUUGGUUGAUAGCACCAUGAAAUAA